Molecule: messenger RNA, 864 nt
Organism: Diprion similis
Lineage: Eukaryota; Metazoa; Arthropoda; Insecta; Hymenoptera; Diprionidae
Product: mite allergen Der p 7-like
Exons: 5
Coding region: 73-759 (228 amino acids)
Source: RefSeq, a predicted model, not a curated record
CUCAAUGAUUUUUGCAAAAAAUCUAUAAAAUAAAACAUUUUAGUAACGGGGUCUAGUCACUGUUUCAUCACCAUGAAGACCGUUCUGGCACUGUUCCUCGUCAUCGUAGCGGUGGCUUCUGCGGCCAAAACGCACCAAAAACGGUCCACCACCUAUUCGGUUACCUUGAACGACUACGUCGACACAGUCAUAGACAAUAUCCAGGCGUACGUCAGUGCAAGUGAUCUUGAGCCGCUGUCAAUUCCUAACGUGACGGAAUCCUUCUCCGUGAAAGAACUGCUCAUCACCUGGAGUGGACGCCUUUCGCUGUACGACGGAGAGUUGACUGGUUUGUCAUCAGUGAAACGUUACGGCGACGUGAACCUUGGAUACGAUGGUCAAACUCUGAGUUUGGAUGCUAACAUGGGAGUCGACGAAUCAACGGGCACUUACACCUACUACGCGAAACUUUUGGGCAGUCUUCAUGAGACUGGAAGCGCAACUGUAACCGUCAAAGAGAUCGAUAGCACUGUAGGCUUUAGCGCAAACGUGAACAAUUACACAAUCGCUUUCGAUUCCUUUGAGAUCAACAGCGUUGGAUCAACCACUGCCGAGCUGAAUGGCAACUCGCUGACUGACUGGCUUGUCGAUGCCGUUAUUGACAUCAUAUUAGCAGCCUCCAAGAGCAGCAUCGUCAGCCAGGUGGAAACCGAAGUUAAUUCGGUUAUGUCGUUCGUUGUUGACCAGGCUAACACCUACGUGACUUCACUGCGUUCUUAGACUUAUCUGAAUGAACAUUGUUGAUUGAGACACUUUAAACCAACAAACUUGUGUGCAAAUUUUCAUUACGCAGUUAUCCUAAAUACACUUCUCUGUCUCUUCACG